AUGUCAUUCAGAACCAAUUCCAUCCGUAUGGCUAGAUUAGCCACCUCAAAAGCUACUUUGUCAAAAAGAACUUUUUCAUUGUUGGCUAAUGCUACUAGAACUACCACCAUUGCUAAGGCUACCAUGCCAAUGAUGGCUGUACGUGGUGUCAAGACUAUCAACUUUGGUGGUACUGAAGAAAUUGUUCACGAAAGAGCUGAUUGGCCAAAGGAAAAAUUGUUGGACUAUUUCAAGAAUGAUACUUUAGCUUUGAUUGGUUACGGUUCUCAAGGUUACGGUCAAGGUUUAAACUUGAGAGAUAACGGUUUGAAUGUCAUUCUCGGUGUACGUAAGAAUGGUGCUUCUUGGAAAGCUGCUGUCGAAGAUGGUUGGGUCCCAGGUGAAAACUUGUUUGAUGUCAAUGAAGCUGUUGAAAAAGGUACCAUUGUUAUGAACUUGUUGUCAGAUGCCGCUCAAUCUGAAACUUGGAACACCAUCAAGCCUUUGUUGACUGAGGGUAAGACCUUGUACUUUUCCCACGGUUUCUCACCAGUUUUCAAAGAUUUGACUCACGUCGAACCACCAAAGAACAUUGAUGUUAUCUUGGCUGCUCCAAAGGGUUCAGGUAGAACCGUCAGAUCUUUGUUCAAAGAAGGUAGAGGUAUCAACUCAUCAUAUGCCGUCUGGAACGAUGUCACUGGUAAAGCUGAAGAAAAAGCUAUUGCUAUGGCCAUUGCUGUUGGUUCAGGUUACGUUUACCAAACCACCUUUGAAAGAGAAGUCAACUCAGACUUGUACGGUGAAAGAGGAUGUCUUAUGGGUGGUAUUCACGGUAUGUUCUUGGCUCAAUACGAAGUCUUGAGAGAAAACGGCCACACUCCAUCUGAAGCUUUCAAUGAAACCGUCGAAGAAGCUACUCAAUCAUUAUAUCCAUUGAUUGGUAAAUACGGUAUGGACUACAUGUACGACGCUUGUUCCACUACUGCUAGAAGAGGUGCUUUGGACUGGUACCCAAGAUUCAAGGAUGCUUUGAAACCAGUCUUUGAGGAAUUGUACGAAUCUGUUAGAAACGGUACUGAAACCAAGAGAUCUCUUGACUUCAACUCGCAACCAGACUACAGAGAUAGAUUGGAAGAAGAAUUACAGACUAUCAGAAAUAUGGAAAUCUGGAAAGUUGGUAAGGAAGUUAGAAAAUUGCGUCCAGAAAACCAAUAA
Molecule: messenger RNA, 1194 nt
Organism: Lodderomyces orthopsilosis Co 90-125
Lineage: Eukaryota; Fungi; Ascomycota; Pichiomycetes; Serinales; Debaryomycetaceae
Gene: ILV5
Product: ketol-acid reductoisomerase
Exons: 1
Coding region: 1-1194 (397 amino acids)
Biological process (GO): L-valine biosynthetic process
Cellular component (GO): mitochondrion
Molecular function (GO): ketol-acid reductoisomerase activity
Source: RefSeq, a predicted model, not a curated record